AUGCUAGGGACAAAGGCACAGGGACAGGCGUUACAGGGGGAAAAAGAAAACUUCACUGUCUACAAUAAAACACUACAAAGUGUGUUUGAGACGAUAACACUAAUUGCAGAUAUUGAAGAACCUCGCCCUGAUCGCUGCAGGAGCUGCGCUGUGGUGGGGAAUUCAGGAAAUUUGAGAGGAUCACAUUAUGGACCAAUGAUAGAUGCCCAUGAUAUCGUAAUAAGAAUCAAUCGAGGGCGUACCAAAGGCUAUGAAACAGACGCUGGAACCAAAACAACUCAUCAUGUCAUGUAUCCAGAAAGUGCUACUAGAUUGGACAAUACCACUAAUCUUUUGUUUUUUCCCUUCAAAACACCUGACUUUUUGUGGCUUCUCAAGGCCUUAAAUCCCAGGAAAAAUGGUGCCCCAAACUCUAGCAAGAUAGCUAACAAGGAUUUGGUGAGUAUUUUAAGUUUAGCUAAACAAAACAGUGCUCUAAUGACAUGGUCUGGGGAAUUCAGGGAGAAUGUUAUGCUGCCUGUUGCACCUCAGAUUGUCCAGGAGCUCAGGGAUGCCCUGGUCCAGUUCUGGGAGGAGAUACACCAUAACACCAUCAUUAGGAGCGUGCCCAGACAUUCGCAGGUGAUGAUCCUUCAUCCAGCUUUCAUGAAAUAUGUUCAUGAAGUCUGGCUGAGAAAGAGGGGAGCUUAUCCAUCCACUGGCUUUCUUACUGUUGUUCUCAGCUUACUGAUGUGUGAUGAGGUCAAUGUCUUUGGGUUCGGAGCAGACAGCGAAGGAAACUGGAGCCAUUACUUUGAAAUCCUCCGAAACAAAAAAUUAAAAACAGGAGGCCAUCCGGGACAAGAAGAAUAUAAAAUGAUUGAUAGAUUACACAAGAGGAAGAAAAUAUUUUUUUUUAAAGGAUGGUAGUUUUUUCUGUUUGCAUUUCUCACUUUAUCAGUUGCAAAUCAGUUUUAAAUAAGAAUAUAUAAAAUGCAUUAUUUUCUCCCAAGUCAUGGCAGUCAGUUAUUUUG
Messenger RNA from Oreochromis niloticus (Nile tilapia), 1013 nucleotides. Its product is annotated as CMP-N-acetylneuraminate-beta-galactosamide-alpha-2,3-sialyltransferase 1. NCBI's taxonomy places the organism in Eukaryota, Metazoa, Chordata, Actinopteri, Cichliformes, Cichlidae. The transcript has 8 exons. Gene Ontology annotation, molecular function: beta-galactoside (CMP) alpha-2,3-sialyltransferase activity. Gene Ontology annotation, cellular component: membrane. The record is from RefSeq and is a predicted model, not a curated record. Bases 1 to 909 code for a protein of 302 amino acids. Gene Ontology annotation, biological process: sialylation.